AUUUGUUUUUGCUAGCAACCACGCUGUAGUAGAGUUGGCUUAGUCAACUGUGUAUUUACGGCAAAACUACCGUGGAUUUCACUAGAGUAAGCACAUUCUAACGUAACCGCAGCACAUUAGCCAAAUUAUUAAGUGUUAUCGUGUGUUUAUUACGACACCGUAUACCGCGAUUACGACUUGUUUGGACAGUGUUUGUAACCCAAGGAAGGUGUUUUUGAUGUUAGACUGUGAUUUCUGAAUCAGUCAAAAUGUCUGCUGGUGCUAUAGCAACGCCCCUCAUUAUCCCAUUAAGACCACCUCUACUGGGAACUACAAGUUCACAUAUUGACACCAACACUUUUAUUGAGAUAAGAUCAGAUUCCUCCGGAGUGGAGAUAUUUUAUACUACUAAUGGUACCAAACCAGACCACGUCCACAAGGCUUUGAAUAGAACAACACAAAAAUAUAAGAGACCUUUCCUACUAAGAGAAGGCAAGAGGACUAUCAAAGCGGUGGCAGUCUCUCGGAAUGGUCUUCAAGAAAGUCAACUAGUUACAAAGACUUUCCAGGUAGAUCUUGCAAUCCCAGAUGUGGAUCAUAUACAGGAUCCUGCUGAAGAUGAUGAAAGAAACUUUCAGUUUGCAUAUCAUAAGGCACCUUAUAGAAGCAGAUCAAGGUCACGGUCACCCCCACCUAUGUUAACUAGACCAAGAUCACGUUCUUCAUCACCAAUUUUUAGACGAUCAACAGAUUUAAAUUUAGAUUUACAUCGGUUACAGCUUGAUGAAAGAAACGUGCUGACCAGAACAGAUUCAGGAUUUUAUUCAACAGGUCAAGUGAACGGUCAUACCAGAGAGUCUAACUCAUACCCGGUCCACCAGACAUCAAGUACGCAGCCAUACCAGUCUAUACACCCACCAAGGGAGUAUGACUUCAUGAAUAAACAAGUUGUGAUGGCUGGCGAUUAUCCAAUGCGAUCCUCAAUAGCAGAGCCUCAGUAUUGGGUGAACGGCCGACCAAUUAAAACACAGAAUACACAGGUAGUACCAUCUGGUAAUGUGAGCUGGGAGCAUUCGUUGUCACUCCCACUGCGUACGCUGGACAAACAAUCCAUUGCUACACAGACAUCCGGAUUAGUAUUUCCCACACCAGAACAACUCUAUCGUAUGAGAUCUGAAAUAGAAGAUUUAGCACGGGUGAGACAAGAAUUAAAGAGACUAAAAGAAGAACAGAAACCAGUACUCACAGACGCAAGCAUUGGCAAAGGAUUUUGGCAAAAACAGUUAACACACAUAACAGAACACAUCAAGGAGUUUACUACACAGAAUGCAGAAUUUAGAGCUACUGUGUCUGAGCCCAGGUUAACAAGAAUCAUAGGAGCUGCAGUGGAAGACGAAGAUGAUGAAUACAGUGUCACUUUUACAUUUAGGAAAUUACCGACUCCAGAAUAUCGGUCGUCAAGACCAUGUCGACAACAGUAUGAUAAACAAGGUCCAAAAUACUUUGCUACAAGAGAAAGAGGAUAUUACAGUGAUGACUGUGGUAGUGUAUAUAGUAUAGACUCGUAUGAAACGUACGAGAAACCAAGGAAACAAAUAGGUGGGAGAGCAAAGAAAAGAAAUAUUCCCAGACCACGAAAGAGGCAUCCAUCGGAAGAAAGAGAACGAUCCAGGGAAAGGUCUUAUCAGGAGAAAAUGCAUCCUGAAGACAGACUCCUUCUAAAAGAGAUUGGAUCGAAAGGGAAGGGAAGAUCAGAGGAAGUACAACAAUUGUUGGAUGAGGGUGCCAAUCCUAAUGUUGAGAAUGUAGAUGGUGUACCUGUACUUGCUAUAGCUGUAAUCAAUGGUCUCAUCAACUGUGUACCAGUAUUGGUGGAAGCCGGUGCUAAAAUCAAUAAAAGAUUUGGAGCGAGGGGAAACACAGCACUGCAUGAGGCGGUUUUAAAAGGACCAGGUGCCAAGAAAAUGAUAGAAACACUGAUAUCUAAUGGAGCUAAUUCCCAAGUACAAAAUAAUAAAGGUAUAACACCGUAUGACCUUGCUGUGAAAGCUGGAUAUGAUGGAAUUACAAACAUGUUAGCAUCCAAUGUGGGAUUUUCUUUGAUGGAUAGAUUAUCUAAAAAAUACAGCAAUGGCGAUUUCAAGAAACACAGCAGUAGAAGAGAAUUAGACUUGGAUGGAUUUUAGUGACAGUACUAAAUCUACUUGCAUCAAAUGAACUUGAAAAGCAUGCACUUAGAACAUCUCAGCACAAAUGUACAUUCAAUCAUGGCUAAGUAAGUAGCCAACAAUCACACAAGACAAUUCACCUGAAAAGUGUUUUUUUUAAUAGGCACUUUUUCAUCAAGUUGUCAGCAGUGACAACAAACAGUGUCCCUUAUGUCUCAAAUUAUUAAACAUAAAUUUCCAAUUAUUACAUACCUUUAAUAUCUGGGUUACGUGGGCAUCCAUUUUCUUAAACAAGUUUGAUCAAAACGCCAUAGCAUAUAGAAAUAAUACAGUGCACCCAGACGUUUGGGCAUCGAAGCAAUUGACUGCAAAUUUAAGCCAUGCAACCAUAUAUAACACAACAAUAGUGCAAAGCAACUACACACAUCCUAAUCUUUGUAUACAUGUUGCUAUAGCGAUGGAUUCAGUAGAACAACACAGUGUCUCAUCAAGGAUGUGUGAUUAGUGCCAAUUUUUGACAAUUCUCCAACUUUUCUGGUGUAGGCAAAAUUUUUACAUUGAAAUUCUGUGUAUUUUUUUAAUUGUAAAUUACACAGUGUUAGCAACUACCAACUGGUAUAUACUGUUAAUGCUUCCAACCUGGAAAUCCAGGUUGAACAUAUUUGUCGUCUUAUCUGCAAACUGGAAACAUGGGAAUUGCAAUGUAUCUACAAAUGUACCUGACCAAACAAGAGUACAAAAUAGU
Messenger RNA from Saccoglossus kowalevskii, 2892 nucleotides. RefSeq names its product double zinc ribbon and ankyrin repeat-containing protein 1-like. NCBI's taxonomy places the organism in Eukaryota, Metazoa, Hemichordata, Enteropneusta, Harrimaniidae. Gene Ontology annotation, molecular function: protein binding. The record is from RefSeq and is a predicted model, not a curated record.